AUGACAACCAAAAGACCUCGCGGCCGACCUGCCGGGUCAGCGAACAAGGUGACGAAGCCGGCUCAGAAAACUACAGGGCGCCGGACCAGUGAUAGAAUCGCUGCCGCAGUGGCAGCCGAGCUCAAUCCGGGAGAGACGAAUGGAGUUUUAUCGGAGAAGAGCGCCAACCAACAAAACAUUGCUGCACCGAAGAAGGGGGCGAAAGGCACCGUUCCAAAGAUCGUCGAGAAGCCAAAGCCUACACGUGGAAGGCCACGCACCGUCAAAAAAACCGCCGAAACCCCCACGGAGGUUGACCUAGCCGAAGGCGAAAGCAUGGCCGUUGAUACAGCGUUACCCGCCCCUACUCCAGUUCCGAAAGGGCGUCGUGGCCGGAAACCAGUGUCUUCGAAGACGGAGAUCCCGGAGACUCAGCCUCCUCCAGAGCAGAUGGACAUCGAUGAGGGAGAGGACGACGAGCUAGGAGAGCUUCCCCAGCAUCCAUCAAUUGAACCCGAAGCGCCCGCCGCUCUCCCAGCUGUGCCCUCAAGCGUUAGGAGUCAACGUGUGGUCGAUCUAGAUUCCAACGAUCCAUCGAUUCGUCGAAAACUAGGGGAUCUUAGCAAAAGAUACGAUAUCCUAGAAUCCAAGUACCGACACCUACAGGAGGUUGGCGCACGGGAGGCGGAGCGGAACUUUGACCGGCUUAAGAAACAGGCGGAAGAAAGGGCUCAGACAUCCAAGGAACUGAUAGCCGAUUUAAAAGCCGAGUUGGCGUCGCAAACUUCACUCGCCAAGGAGGGACAGAAAAUGGCAAAGACAGUCGAGCAACACGAAGCGACAAUUGCCGGGUUACAGCAAAAGAUUACGGACCUAACGACAUCUCUCUCGGAGGCUAGGGCAGAUAAUAAAUCUCUCACCACGAAGUUAGCGGCUAGCCGGUCUGAAGCUGCUGCUCAUGCCAAGGUGCCUAGUAGUGCCGUUAAGUCUAAUAGCCAAGCGGCGCGCAAUGGCGGGAACUCGGAAAUCAUCCAGGCGGCUCAGAUGAAGGAAGACCUCUAUAGCGAUCUGACCGGCUUGAUUGUGAGAGGGGUAAAAUUCCACGACAAGGAGGAUAUAUUCGACUGUCUGCAGACUGGAAGGAAUGGCACACUGCAUUUCAAACUUUGCAUCGAGACCGACAUGACAGGGGAUGGGUUCGAGGAAGCUCAGAUUACGUACCAACCCCAGCUCGAUGCCAACAGAGACAGGACCCUGAUGGAGCUGUUACCGGAUUACCUGACGGAGGAGAUAACCUUCCCCCGCCCCCACGCAGCCAAGUUUUACGCCAGGGUGACGAGGGCUCUAACUGACUGA
This is a messenger RNA of Scedosporium apiospermum, 1335 nucleotides long. RefSeq lists its product as uncharacterized. Gene Ontology annotation, biological process: meiotic sister chromatid segregation; homologous chromosome segregation; attachment of mitotic spindle microtubules to kinetochore. Bases 1 to 1335 code for a protein of 444 amino acids. Lineage: Eukaryota; Fungi; Ascomycota; Sordariomycetes; Microascales; Microascaceae. Gene Ontology annotation, molecular function: microtubule site clamp; protein binding. Gene Ontology annotation, cellular component: nucleolus; monopolin complex; chromosome, centromeric core domain. The record is from RefSeq and is a predicted model, not a curated record. The transcript has 3 exons.